UACCUCUAGGGGGACCAUGGCCAGUGCAGAGUUCCCUCUGCUCACAACCCUAGUCCCCAGCCCGGAUCCUGGUGACAGUGAGGUGGAGCUGAACUGCCAGUUUGAUGAGGAGUUCAAGUUCGUUCUGCUGCCUGUGAGCUAUACAGUUGUCUUUGUGUUGGGCCUAGGUCUCAAUGCCCUGGCCCUCUGGCUCUUCCUCUUUCGCCUCCGACCAUGGGAUGCAACGGUCACCUACAUGUUCCACUUGGCCUUAUCAGACACUUUGUAUGUGCUGUCACUACCCACCCUCGUCUACUAUUAUGCAGCCCACAACCACAGGCCCUUUGGUACUGGGCUCUGCAAGUUCAUCCGCUUUCUCUUCUAUUGGAAUCUCUACUGCAGUGUCCUUUUCCUCACCUGCAUCAGUGUGCACCGCUACCUGGGCAUCUGCCACCCACUGCGGGCACUCCGCUGGGGCCAGCCUCACUUCGCAGGCCUUCUCUGCCUGGCAGUUUGGUUGGUUGUAGCCGGCUGCCUUGUGCCCAACCUGCUGUUUGUCACAACCAGCCCCAAGGGGGACACCAUCCUGUGUCAUGACACCACUCGGCCUGAGGAGUUUGACCACUAUGUGCACUUCAGUUCAGCAAUCAUGGGGCUUCUCUUUGUGCCCUGCCUGGUCACUCUUGUCUGCUAUGGGCUCAUGGCCAGGCGCCUGUAUUGGCCCUUGCCAGGGACUGCCCAGUCAUCUUCUCGUCUGCGCUCUCUCUGCACCAUCGCUGUGGUGCUGACCGUCUUUGCUGUCUGCUUUGUACCUUUCUACAUCACCCGCACUAUUUAUUACAUGUUAAGGCUGUUGGAAGCUGACUGCCACGUGCUGAACAUUGUCAAUGUGGUCUACAAAGUGACUCGGCCUCUGGCCAGUGCUAACAGCUGCCUGGAUCCUGUGCUCUACCUGCUCACUGGGGACAAGUAUCGCCAUCAACUCCAGCACUUCUGCAGUAGUGGUGGGCCCCAGCCCCGCAUGCCUGCCUCCUCCCUGGUGCUGGUGUCCCUACCUGAGGAUAACAGCUGCAGGUGGACAUCCACCCACUGGGACAGUGGCUUCCCUGCCUCUGGGGCAAAUAGACUGUAA
Panthera uncia (snow leopard) is the source of this 1111-nucleotide messenger RNA. It is a transcript of the gene P2RY4, whose product is annotated as pyrimidinergic receptor P2Y4. The coding region runs from base 17 to 1111 and encodes 364 amino acids. The record is from RefSeq and is a predicted model, not a curated record. Gene Ontology annotation, cellular component: plasma membrane. Gene Ontology annotation, biological process: G protein-coupled receptor signaling pathway; transepithelial chloride transport. The transcript has a single exon. NCBI's taxonomy places the organism in Eukaryota, Metazoa, Chordata, Mammalia, Carnivora, Felidae. Gene Ontology annotation, molecular function: G protein-coupled purinergic nucleotide receptor activity; G protein-coupled UTP receptor activity.